Daldinia vernicosa is the source of this 1398-nucleotide messenger RNA. Its product is annotated as transcriptional regulation of mitochondrial recombination-domain-containing protein. Bases 323 to 1285 code for a protein of 320 amino acids. Gene Ontology annotation, cellular component: mitochondrial large ribosomal subunit; nucleus. Gene Ontology annotation, molecular function: single-stranded DNA binding; structural constituent of ribosome; DNA strand exchange activity. NCBI's taxonomy places the organism in Eukaryota, Fungi, Ascomycota, Sordariomycetes, Xylariales, Hypoxylaceae. Gene Ontology annotation, biological process: DNA recombination; positive regulation of mitochondrial DNA replication. The transcript is spliced from 3 exons. The record is from RefSeq and is a predicted model, not a curated record.
AGCAGUAUCAUGUUAGCAUAAUGUCUCGCCUUGGACUAAGAUGUAUAGAAGUUGUGUUGCAUUGCGAUUGGUUUCCUACACAUCUAGGCACCAAAGGCACUUGUUAGGUACCUACCUAAGGUAGCCCUUGUUCGCACCUAUCUAUGUACAAUACCUCUAGACGCUAAGAUAAGGCCCUACCCGGUACCCACCUAGUACCAAUCCCACCAAUUCGAUCCUUAUCGCAACGGAAAUUUCCAAACAAUGAACCCGACAGCGAAUAUCCGUGGUAUUGGAUAUCAGCCUCAGUUGCCCGGAGCUUUCGAUAGCAGAACCGCCCACCAUGGCUCUGAGGGUCAAUUCGAUAACAGUCCAAUUUAAGAGGCUGCCCCUCGGCAUAUCAUGGACUGGCCUACGCUUCAAAUCCACGGCGACGAAUAAAGAGAAGAGGCAGAAGGAGUUAGCGGCGUCCGAAUUUCAAGUGCACCAUGGCGAGAAGAUAUGGAUAUACUCUCACAUAUUAGAGGGCAUGACGGUGUACUCCCAUAGGCCCGUGCUCAAGGCGAACAAGGCGCUAAGACAACUCACCUUCAACGGCAAGAAGCUCAAGCCCAGCAAGUUCCGACGCGACUACUGGCGGACCUUUGCCAUGAUACAGUUCCCCGAGGGCUUCGGCGACGUAGGGCGGAGCGUAUUCCAGCGCUUGCGAGAGUGCAAGAAACUGCACGAGCUAUCGUGGGACAACGACAUGUUCUACGACAAGGACGGAAAGCCCCUGACGAAGCACGAGCGGGGUUCGAAGAUCAACGACCAGAAGACCAACACGGUUGCCGACAUGGCUGCGGUCCUCGGGGGACUAGGGAAGGGCAGUCGUAUUUGGAUGACCGUGUCGCAGGACCCGAAAAUACUUGCCAACCUGGAAGCGGGAGACGAGAAGAACCUCAAGAAGGACGAGAACGGCGUUGUUAAGGCCCUGGUCAAAGCUCAGGUCUGGUGGUUCGACGACAAAGAUCGGAACUUCGCGAAAAGCUGGCCUCCUAAUGUCACGCACUACCGCUUCGAUCAAGCCGCCAUAGAGGAAAUGGGGACGGACACUGAAGCGCCCCCGGAGCAAGACUCGGAAUCGGGAGAAGCAGCGAAAGAAGGCGAAGAUCAGGAGGGGGUAGACCAGAAGUCGGCCGAUCAAGAAGAGGUAGGCCAGAAGAGGGCCGAUGAGAAGGAGGCAGAUCAAAAGAGGGCCGGUAAGAAGAAGGCAGGCCAGAAGAAGGCCGAUAAGAAGGAGGCAGAUCAAAAUAACUCUCCAUAAGAGCUGUAUAAAGCCAGGUUAUCAUGUCUUACUGUUAUCACGGUCAUGACAGAGUGUAAAAUUAAGUAAACCCUCCACCUACAUUACACUUUACGAAACCUAGAAAUAUACUG